CAAGAUAUUUAGAGAAAUUUGUCUUCAAAUUUCUUUUACAGCCCCAAAUUUUUAAAGACACAAUCAAAAGUUCCUAUCAUGAAAUUUUUAUUCAUCGGCAAUCCAAAUUAAAUUUUAGCAUUCUGCAUAAUGAGAACAAGUCCCUGAGAUACUUAUGUUCUUCAAGCUGUAGAGCAGUACACAUAAAUAAUUUGAAAUUAAAUAUGAAUUCUUUUGAUGAAGUUAAUAGUUUAGCUGAUUUCAUAUUAUCUGAAAAUCAAAAUGAGUACUCUGAAGAAAAUAGAGAGGAGUUAACAAAAAUUCUUAAUUUCUUAAUUCAUCAUGGAUGUUCAGUAAAUGAUAUAAAAAAGUAUUCAAAACAUCUUAAUAUCUUGAAUUGUUCCUAUAACAAAAUUAAAUUACUGGAAGAAGUUCAUUCAAAUAUUUUAACUUUGUUACCCCUUCUAUCAUUGCCCACAACAAGUUUAUACUUAGCCGUGAAGCGGGCUAGAGAGGAAAAGGUUAAAACUAACGAUUUCCCUGAUAGAAUAUCAUAUUUAUGUCAUCACUUAGAACUGUCUUCCUCAGAUUUGAUUUCAGCUUUAACUAAGCAUCCAGCUUUACUAACAAUGAAAUUUAAACGCCUGGAACAAAAAAUGAACAUUUUAAAAGAUGCUGAAAUAAGCACAGAGUACAUAGUAAAAGAUUUAUGGAUAUUCAAUUACAAUGAAAAGCUAUUAGCCAAUCGCAUUCAAGCUGCCCAAAAAGCAGGAGUGGAACCAAAACCAUGGAUGUUACGUUGUUCGGAAAAGUUUUUUGAAUCAAUGCUGGUAAAAAACUCUGAAACGCAACGCAUUCUGGACGGGGAAGAUGAAAUUAGUUAUCUUGCAAGAAAACUGAAUUGCAGCAAAGAGUAUGUGGACUACAUGAUGGAAAGAAACAAGCUGCUGAAAACUAUUAACAUUCCUAAACUAGAACAGGUAAUAAAUUUUCUUUUUGAAAAAGGUUACACUCCUCAAGAAGUUAGAUUGUUCCCAAGAGUCUUCUGUUCAAGUGUAAAAACACUGGAAAAGAAAUUUGAAAAAUUUAAACAGAUACGAAAGACACUACCAACAAUAUCCCAGUUAUGUAUAUCUUCAAAAAAACUUUGAAAUGUCACUAGAAAGAAACAAAAACUAAUGUUUCAAAACACAAACUGAUUUAAAAAUAAGAAAUAAAAUUGUCCCAACUCAUGAACUAGAGAUGCAGAAGUUGAUUUUAAAGUGACUGAUUACUAUCUUAUUAUCAUAGUGUAUUAAAAUUUAUGUUUAACACAUAUUUCUAUAAUAGCCAACAUUGAAAAUCUUAUUGUAGACUCACAUUGUUUUCAAAAAUUCUCUAAUGAAUUUGUGUGCUUUUUUAAUGCUUAAUUUUCAC
Molecule: messenger RNA, 1395 nt
Organism: Uloborus diversus
Lineage: Eukaryota; Metazoa; Arthropoda; Arachnida; Araneae; Uloboridae
Gene: mTTF
Exons: 2
Coding region: 204-1130 (308 amino acids)
Biological process (GO): termination of mitochondrial transcription; regulation of DNA-templated transcription
Cellular component (GO): mitochondrial matrix
Molecular function (GO): double-stranded DNA binding
Source: RefSeq, a predicted model, not a curated record